UCUGCGGUUCGCCGGUUAACGGCCGGCAAGCGCCUGGGUUGGGUGUGCGCGUGCGUCAGUGCGAGUGCGAGUGUGAGUGCGAGUGUGAGUGCGAGUGCGAGUACGCCCCGCUAACCCAAUCUCGCGGUCCUGGCUGCACUGUGUCCGAGUUCCCCAGACCGCCUCACGGCGAGUCAGACACGGUAGUGGUUUCCUGACGCGUUUGCGCCGCGCUGUGCCCCGCUGGCUGCCCUGCUCGAGGUCACAGUGGGCGCCGUCUGCGAGGCCACCCUCCCCCCACGGCGGCUGGGGGCGCCCCGAGGCCCCCAGGCCUGGUCCCCCAAGAGGAGCCCUCCGCCAGGUGGUGCGACUGUGCGUGUGCCCCGAGGGCGAGCAAAGCCUUCUUCCCUACGGGCUUCACCGAGUGCGACCGAGAGAGACGCCUUUGCCCUUUGGAGAGCAGGUUUUAAAUGUGAAUAUUAAUGGCAAUCAAGAUACACUGAAAUAAGGUGGUACAACAGAAGCUAGCCUAACUGAAGAAGUAUUAUUGAUGUUUGUAUUUCACAUUUGACGUAGAACCUGGAGACAAGAUUUUCUUAUAUGAAGCAGUUUUGAUGGCAGAAAAAAGACAGCCUUACAGUGUUGGGGAGGCAAUGGAGCAACUCACAGGACCUGACAGACAAUGGGCCGAUAUGGAUCCAGAAGAGACGGUGUUAGCAGCUGCCACGGCUUUUGCUCAUAUCUGUGCAGGGCAGGGUGAGGGAGAUGUCAGGAGAGAGGCCCAGUCUGUCCAGUAUGACCCCUACAGCAAAGCUUCAGUAGCCCCAGGGAAGCAACCUGCCCAUCGUGUGCCACUGCAGUGCCCACGUGUAGAAAGCCCUGUCCCUUCGCAGACAGCCUCAGAGGCCUCUCAAAGACUCCGGAAGCCCGUGAUGAAGAGAAAGGUGCUGCGCAGAAAGCCAGACGGGGAAGUGUUAGUGACAGAUGAGUCGAUUAUCAGUGAAUCAGAGUGUGGCACAGAAAGUGAUACAGACCUCUGGGACUUAAAACAAAGGCUGAUGAAUUUGCAGUUCCAAGAAGACAGGGAGUCCCCAGUGGACAUUUCGCAAAAAUUUAAUCAGCCACCUGAACACCAAGGAAUUUCACAAGAUCAGUUCAUUUGCUAUCUACGUGGAGAGGGAACAGGCCCUCCAGCUUACGAACAAGACCUGAUUGUCGCCAGCAGACCCAAGUCCUUUAUUCUCCCCAGGCUGGACCAGUUAAACCGAAACCGGGGCAAGAUUGACCGGGUAGCACGAUACUUUGAAUACAAAAGGGACUGGGACUCAAUGCGUUUGCCUGGUGAAGAUCAUAGGAAGGAGGUACGGUGGAGUAUCCGAGAGAGGUUUCUUUCCCGGGCAGAACCACAGGCUAAGCCUCAACACAUGUAUGUUCCAAACAAUUACGUAGUACCAACUGAGAAAAAAAGAUACGCCAUUCGCUGGGGUGUUCGGUGUGACCUUGCAAAUGGUGACAUGCCCAGGAAACUUCCCUUCCCUUUUUCUUAAGUCUUUUUUUAAAUCUGUCUCUCCUACAGGACUAUUUAGGAUAACUUGCUUCUUCAUCCCUUUCCUUUUAAAUAGAAACAACUGCCUUAGAAAGUGAUACAGAGUAAGGACUUCACCCAUUCAUUAGUCUUCCCCUGAUGUGUGUCAUAUGGCUGUCAAGCACAAUUUGGCUUCCAGAUUACUACUCUUAAAUACAGAAAUUACAAGAAACAUGCCAGAGAAAGAAAAACCUACCUAGCCUUUAUAUGUUGUCCAAUUAGUAAGCACCUUUUUACUUUGGGCCAGUGUAAGUACUAUGUUUUAAUGUGAUUUAAAGCUGGUGAGCAUUUAACUUAUCUAUUAAAAAACUUUGGAAACUCA
This is a messenger RNA of Cavia porcellus (domestic guinea pig), 1886 nucleotides long. RefSeq names its product HYLS1 centriolar and ciliogenesis associated (gene Hyls1). The record is from RefSeq and is a predicted model, not a curated record. Gene Ontology annotation, biological process: cilium assembly. Lineage: Eukaryota; Metazoa; Chordata; Mammalia; Rodentia; Caviidae. The coding region runs from base 594 to 1526 and encodes 310 amino acids. Gene Ontology annotation, cellular component: non-motile cilium; centriole. The transcript is spliced from 5 exons.